Messenger RNA from Pseudomyrmex gracilis, 2643 nucleotides. RefSeq lists its product as uncharacterized. Gene Ontology annotation, molecular function: protein binding. Bases 284 to 2416 code for a protein of 710 amino acids. NCBI's taxonomy places the organism in Eukaryota, Metazoa, Arthropoda, Insecta, Hymenoptera, Formicidae. The transcript has 9 exons. The record is from RefSeq and is a predicted model, not a curated record. Gene Ontology annotation, cellular component: plasma membrane.
UCUGGCCGCGACGCGCCUGACCGCUCACAACCAUUCGUACGCGGCACGCGACGUCGGAAACCAAAGCGUUCGCACACUAUCCGAGCCGGUAGUUCAAACGAUCGAACGGCGCGUCUCACAAAAAUGUGGAUCCCAGGUGACUUUGCGGUGAUUUUUUUCGCUCGAUUAUUUGUUUGAGACACACUCUCGCGCGCGCGAAAGUGAAAAGAAGAAGCGCGCCGUGAUCCUACAGUUUCAUAAGGAUUUCUCUUCCGACGAUGAACACGAGGAGUUGAAGUUUCAGAUGGAGAACCAAGGUUACGAGAAGGAUCAUUCACGCGUGAAAGACAGCGAUUCCGACCUUGCAAGAAACUCGACGCAUCCCGAGGGUCAUGUGUACGAGGACAUUUCCACCGAUACGACGACGAACAUUCCUGACUCCUCCGAGCGGAUAUCCUUUCUCGAUGAGUCUCGCAACAACAACAAUGAUCGCCGAUCAGCUGAGUCCGCCAGACAAGACUGGAUCAACGAAUCGUCAAAUGACAAAUCGUAUCAACGGAGUUCGACGGAGUUGUCAUCUCCCACGAUCAGCACGAAUCGCGAAAGCGCGAACUCCACGUCGCAAACGGAGUUCAGAACGAACGAGAAUGAGAAUUCCGAGAAUUCUUGCGGGAAGUCCUGCGAUCAUCCUGCGACGUCUCUUCCCGAAAACGUUUCGACGGAGGGUGUGUCAUCUCAGAAAAAUGAAGAUUUAUUACGUGACAAUACAUUGAUGCAAUCAGAUCGCAAACGCAGACGCAGGAAGAAGGAUUGCAAGCAUUGCAGAAACAAAUUGACCGAUGCGAGUUCCUGCGAAAAGCUCGACGAGUCGAGCAAAGACGCGAUCCUGAGGGAUAACGAGAACAAUCAUCGGGAAAAAGAUUCGUCCGGAUUUUUGUUACGGGAAUCGCUUCUGAAACCCCAGAGCAUAAAGGUUUAUCCGAUGACGGACAGGAUGAGUCUUCGUGAAAUCAGUGCCAAAAGUUCCUCGAACGCGUUUUUCGUGACCGAAACAAAUUCCGGACCGCGCUCGACGGAAAACGAUUUUCUGAUGAACGCGGAAAAUAAUCGGAACAAGUUGCUGGGGACCGACAUGAGGAUCAAUUCGAUUUACUCGCAGGAUCGCUGCCACGCCAAGGAUUUGCCCAUAUUUUACACUGACAUCAAAGAUCAGAAUCCUUUUCAGAGAGCCUAUUCCCUGCCGGUGCGAACGCACACUCCGACCUCGCAGAACCGCGUUAAUCUACGUCGUAGCGCCAGAAACGAUCCGCCACCACAUCCGGCGCGUUUGGACAAACAUCGUCGCGGGUGGACGUUACACCUGGCUCGUCCCUUGAAGGCAUCAGGAUGCUCCAGCUCGCUCAUACCUCUGCUGGUCGUCGUGUUGAUCCUGUUGGGAGUCGCUGGUGUCGCGUUAUAUAUCGUUUUUGAACCGGAAAAACUUCAAAUCAUCCAGCAGUACCUGAAGUCGUCGUCGUCGUCGUCGAGCAGAUCGACGAGGCAGAACAUUACAUCCGGCGAGCCGAUCACAAUCCCCCCGGUGAUAACCGUGAACGAGAAGCCGAAUCCGAUGAUCGAAACAACGUUGUCGACGACGACGAUGACAACCGUAAGCGCGGACGUGUUCGUCGUGAGCGCCCUUGUGCACGAGCCGUCAUUUCCGGCAAGCAGCGCUUCACCGACGACAGGUGCGGAAACGGAAGCUGCGAGUCAGAAGGUAGUUAAUGCGACGCGAUAUUGCGACGAUUGCCUCGGGGGCGAGGUGUGCGUUGCUCUCGUCGACGAGGAAGUACCGAUAUGCAGAAACACCCGCGACUCCCGAGAUCCUACCGGAUGUGGUGGUUUGUGCGUCAUCAAUAAACAGAAGUGCCAUCGCCUCGACGUGGAUGCUUUCAAAUGCGUCGAGAUCAAUCACUGCCAAGACAACGAAUGGACCUGUACCAAUUCAAUGUGCCUGCCCUUGGAGUACCGUUGCGACGGGAAGAUGAAUUGUCACGAUCGUUCGGACGAAUACAAUUGCGCCUGCAAUCUCGAAACACACUUUCGGUGCGGUAACGAGACUUCCUGCCUGCCGCUGAAUCUGAGAUGCAACGGAAAGGUCGACUGUUGGGACGCGUCCGACGAGAUUAAUUGCACGAUAGGUCGUCUCGGUCGGUCCUGCCCGUUGGAAAAUCAAUUUACUUGCGGUAAUGGAGAGUGUAUAUUAAAAGAACGCUUCUGCGACGCGCUAGCAGACUGCAACGACGGAUCGGACGAACCUCAAGGAUGCAACGGACGAUGCAGCAAACAUGAAUUUAAAUGCCAAAACGGUAGAUGUAUUUCGAAACGAGUAAAAUGCAAUAAAAUCGACGACUGCGGGGAUGGCUCGGACGAAACAUAUUGUAAAUAUCGAUUUUAAUAUUUUAUUUAUAAGAGAAGACAUUGCCGACGAUCACGAAAAUGUGAAAAAAAAAAAAAAAAUCAAAUGUCAGUAUUUUAUAUACUUGUAAUUGUAUGUAAUGUGUACAUAGCGUUGUUGUAUAAAUACGUAUAUAUAUAUACGUAUAUGUAAAACAUGACAAUACUGAACUUAGAUUACCUAAGUGUUAAAAAAAAAUUUGUUUUUUUCUUAUCUUUCUUCCUUCA